GAACCAACUUGUCAUCUUGAUCUCCAACCUCGUUCACACCUACCCAUUCACUCCUUUGCAAGCGUCUACCGCGUGCAGUGAUACAACCGCAGCUUGGACAUACCGGCACCCCUUGAAACUCGACCUUUACACCACCCUUCCCGGCCCCUCCUUCCACCAUGUUCCUCACUCGCUCCGAGUACGACCGUGGUGUCAACACCUUCUCGCCCGAGGGCCGUCUCUUCCAAGUCGAGUAUGCCAUGGAGGCUAUCAAGCUUGGUUCCACGACCGUCGGUAUCACGACGCCCCACGGCACUGUCCUCGGUGUCGAGAAGCGCGUCCAGUCGCCGCUCCUCGAGUCGUCGUCGAUCGAGAAGAUCAUGGAGGUCGACCGUCACAUUGGCUGCGCCAUGUCGGGUCUCACUGCCGACGCCAGGACGAUGGUCGACCACGCGCGCGUGACCAGCCAGAUGCACGCCUUCACCUACGACGAGCCCAUUGGUGUCGAGAGCGCUACCCAGGCGGUCUGCGACCUUGCGCUCCGUUUCGGUGAGAGUGUCGAGGACGACGAGGCUCUGAUGUCUCGACCAUUCGGUGUCGCCCUCCUCAUUGCUGGUAUCGACGAGAGGGGCCCUCAGCUCUACCACACCGACCCCUCGGGUACUUUCACCAAGUACGAGGCCAAGGCCAUUGGCUCUGGCUCGGAUGCUGCCCAGCAGUCGCUCCAGGACUCGUUCCACAAGCAAAUGAGCCUUGCCGAGGCCCACACGCUUGCGCUCAAGGUCCUGAGGCAGGUCAUGGAGGAGAGGUUGGACGAGAACAACGUGCAGCUCGCGCAGGUUACCCCUGGCCAGGGCUUCCACAUCCUCAACGAGACCGAGCUUAGGGAAGCCAUCGAGAGCCUCCCCGCGGCAUAAGAGAGAGAGAGAGAGAAAGAUAUGUAGCAUGCAUGGAUACAGAUUAACGUGCA
Vanrija pseudolonga is the source of this 949-nucleotide messenger RNA. RefSeq names its product putative proteasome subunit alpha type-5 (gene pup2). Gene Ontology annotation, cellular component: proteasome core complex, alpha-subunit complex; proteasome core complex; nucleus. NCBI's taxonomy places the organism in Eukaryota, Fungi, Basidiomycota, Tremellomycetes, Trichosporonales, Trichosporonaceae. Bases 159 to 896 code for a protein of 245 amino acids. Gene Ontology annotation, biological process: proteasome-mediated ubiquitin-dependent protein catabolic process. The transcript is spliced from 8 exons. The record is from RefSeq and is a predicted model, not a curated record.